AUGUUUUCCUCUCUGUCCCGGCCAAUGCGGAAGCAGAGACCGGGGAUCUUCUCGUCGUCAAGAUCCGUUGAACAGACCGAGAGAAAUGACCGUGAUUUCGAGGGCGCUGCUCAGACCGAGCCAGAGGCUGCUUCGGAAGAAAAUAUUGAAGAUUAUGAGGUUGAAGAGGAGCAGUAUGAAGAUGGCCCCGACAGCGAAUCUCAAGCUCCUCUCUUGCCUAUGUUUUCUGUUCAUCUUGAUGCUAUUCCUGUUUAUCAACUUACGCACGAUUUACGCCUACUGAUAGCAUCACGCUGCGAGACGACAUUGACAUGGGAUCAGCUUCGAUCCCCGCAAGUAUCGCAGUUUCUACUGAAACCGAUACAGCAGAUCAUUCAUUCCAGGCAUCUCACUAAGGCAACUCUCUAUGCCUUGAUGGUCAACUGCCUCCAAUUUGAUAAGGAGGCUACCUCCAAUCCUGGAAUUAGUGGCGCUAGUCGGACAAGGGCGAUGGUUUGUGAGCUGCUGGCUAUCAAGCUGCUAAAGGAAUACACCGUGCGAAGUCUGAUAGAUGCUUUAUCAUACGAUUUUCAUCCACUGCAAGGCCAGGCCUCGAAGUUGUCUACCGGAGCUUCAAAUGGCCGACCUUGGGAUAGUAACCAGGGAUCCCGUGCUUUGCUUAAGGAUGUUCGAAUCUCUUGUUUAGAAAUUGCUAUCAGGGCUCAGGCAAAACGAUUCUUGGCCCACCCGGUUGUGGUCCAGCAACUGGAAGCGCUCUGGGCUGGCACUAUAGUCUUCUACUCUGGCGCAGAUAGUUUGCACAGACAACCUCUUCCAGACGCCCCUUUACAAUUCCAUGGCUAUGGAUCCAUUUACAGGCGUGGAUCUCGAGCUGAUGCGAAGGGUAUUCCAAGUGUACAAAAUAAGCACAUAUCCCGACGUUCGGUAUCCAUUUAUGAUCCUCGCGAUGCGUCUCUAUUUAAAUUAUCCAGGCUACGUGUUCCUAGGUAUCGACAAUUACUAUCUACACUUUCCUACGCGAUUCUGCUAUGUCUCUUUCUGAUCUUGCUUCAGAAGAGACCAUUGCACCUUACUGGAUUUGAAAUGGUGUUCUGGUUUUGGAGCGCUGGGUUCAUGCUCGACGAGAUUGUUGGCUUUAAUGAGCAGGGCUUUAGCCUUUACUUGAUGAGCUUUUGGAAUAUGUUUGAUGUUGGAAUCCUAGUUCUGCUUCUUAUUUACUACGUUUUGCGUCUAUAUGGAGCAAUUGUGUCUCAAAAUCAGAAGGCCUAUGCAGCGGGACUCGCAUACGAUACCCUCGCUGCCAAUGCGGUGCUUCUACUGCCACGUCUUUUUUCCGUUCUUGACCAUUAUCGAUACUUCUCGCAGUUGUUAAUUGCAUUUCGAAUGAUGGCUGCCGAUUUAAUAGCGGUGCUCAUACUUAUCAUUAUAGCUUGCAGCGGGUUCUUCGUCGCUUUCACGUUUUCAUUUGGCGAUACUCAUGCUUCUCCUAGCUCCGUCGCCUAUGCGCUGUUCCAAAUGGUGAUGGGAUUCACCCCGGCGGCUUGGACUCUUUGGGACAGGUAUAACCUUCUUGGGAAGAUUAUCCUCACACUGUUCCUGUUCAUAUGCCAUUUCCUUGUCAUAACGAUCCUGAUCACUAUUCUCACAAACUCGUUCAUGGCGAUUGUCCAGAAUGCCCACGAGGAGCAUCAGUUUUUAUUUGCCGUUAAUACUAUAUCUAUGGUGAAAUCGGAUGCCCUUUUUUCUUAUGUGGCGCCGACCAACGUUCUCGCUUGGGCGAUUACUCCUUUGAGAUUCGUUAUCCCAUUCCGAAGAUUUUUGAAGCUUAACCGUACUGUGAUCAAGAUAACACACUUUCCCAUUCUCUUUUGCAUAUACCUGUAUGAGCGCACGAUACUGAGGCCUGCUGCCAUUGAGCCUACGGACCUGAUUAGGGGCAGAUUCAAUCCCGUCGACCCAAUUGGGGACCAAGAGCGCUCUUUUUCGCCUUUCACACCACGCGCCAGGUUCCGUGUACGAGAACCAUCGGUUGCUACUCAUCAAAAGGAUCGGGCUCUGGACCAGGUCUUUGAUCUAUCUGGUGAAGGUACCACUUACCAAGAACCCCGGCGUAGUAGAGCCCGCCAGCGCUUGUCCACUGCCAACGUCAGUAAUUGGAUGAGGAAUAUUGGAGACGGAAGCUCUAGGGCACCACCUGAAGACCAGGACCGAAAGGUGGUGGAAGACUUGGAAGCAAGGCGCGUCUGGCCGGGUCAGUCACAACGACGGCGAAGGAACCGAGGAAUGAGCGGUCAUAAUUUUUUCACAGAUACUACUAGGUCUUUUGCCUCGGAUCCAGAAGACUUUAUGAGUGUUGCAUUUGACACUACAGAAGUAAACAGGGGACCCAGGUCUCGGGUUUACCUCCAAAGUGAGGAAGCUAUGACUGCACCCGCACAAACUGACGUUGAGGUUCAAGGUGACGACGAACUGAGCAGCGAUGAAAAUGGGGGAGGUGACUCUAGUAGAGAUGGAGAUUUACCUGAUAAUAGGAAAACCCAAGAGACUGUUUUCCCUACUGAAAACAUGCUUGAGAGCUCGGUAGACUCAUCUCCAAUGCUUUCAAGGCCCUCAACGGCCAAACGCUUCUCACGAAGAAAUAGCCCUUCACGUACUCCGCGAACACCUCGUCGUCAUCAUUCAAGGAAUCCGUCAGCCGCUACGAUACUAUAUAACCCGGUUCCCCCGGAAGCUACCCAGAGCACGACUGGCUCCAAACCUCCAUCGCCUAAACAGAAAGGCAAGGCCGGAACAACAACCCCAAAUCGACGACGCCUGCAGAGCAACCUGAAAUCUUCACAGCUGACAACGCGACCACGGCCAAUCCCACAGCCGACAGCCGCAGCAUUUUCUGUCCCAGAUCAUGGUAUACAGUGGUCGCUGAAAAAUCUGCCUAGUCAGCGGCGUCGACCGUUAUCCCUAACACUGGGCCUGGGAUCUGAUAUAGGUGACAAUGAGGCCGUUGGCGGAGGCUUCGUGGGUGGCGUACCUGGAAGCUUCAACACUCAAAUGGCAUAUGCCAUGGGAGAGAUGCAACAGGACAGAGGAAACGACAACAGAGACAUGCUUAGCCGGCUUGUUCUCGCACGGAUGAAGACACUCGAGGAGAGUUUCAGGGAUGUCUUGAACGAAGUGAAGGAUCUCCGCCAUGUUCCCGGGAGAAAGGAAAGGGUUCGCCCGGCUGCGUCCCGAAGGCAGAAUACCACAGCUACUAGCAGCCCGAAACAAGGUGUGGGCACGCCUACCAGGGAGGAAUCUCGUAGGGGCGGCGAAAAGAAGCUGCAGGGCGCAUUUGAGCCGAAAGAUGAUCCCCUUAGUGAGGAGGAAUUGGGGUCAUCAUCAGAGUCCAGAUUGAGGUCUUUCUAA
This is a messenger RNA of Trichophyton rubrum CBS 118892, 3405 nucleotides long. RefSeq lists its product as uncharacterized. The transcript has 2 exons. Gene Ontology annotation, biological process: transmembrane transport; monoatomic ion transport. Lineage: Eukaryota; Fungi; Ascomycota; Eurotiomycetes; Onygenales; Arthrodermataceae. Bases 1 to 3405 code for a protein of 1134 amino acids. The record is from RefSeq and is a predicted model, not a curated record. Gene Ontology annotation, molecular function: monoatomic ion channel activity. Gene Ontology annotation, cellular component: membrane.